This is a messenger RNA of Gossypium raimondii (Peruvian cotton), 1105 nucleotides long. RefSeq names its product probable CCR4-associated factor 1 homolog 9. Gene Ontology annotation, molecular function: poly(A)-specific ribonuclease activity; nucleic acid binding. The record is from RefSeq and is a predicted model, not a curated record. The transcript has a single exon. Lineage: Eukaryota; Viridiplantae; Streptophyta; Magnoliopsida; Malvales; Malvaceae. Gene Ontology annotation, cellular component: CCR4-NOT core complex; P-body; CCR4-NOT complex. The coding region runs from base 191 to 1021 and encodes 276 amino acids.
AUUGGCAAAAAGCAUUCAAACCAUUUGCCACUAAAAACAAACCAAAUUUGCACCUUUUAUUUUAUUCAAAACAGGGUCCCUCGAUUCUUAUAACCCACCAUCUUCCCCAAAACCAGAAACCGUAAAUCAAAAAUACGAGAAAGAAAAAGGAUCAAUUUUUGUUUUCUCAGUUUCUUUGCGAUUUCCCGACAUGGGGUUUUUAAGAUCUGUGAAGAUAAGGGAAGUUUGGUCGGAUAAUUUAGAAUCAGAGUUCGAGCUGAUCAGUCGGGUAAUUGAUGACUUCCCUUUCGUUUCCAUGGACACUGAAUUUCCCGGUCUUGUUUUCAGACCAAAAGUGGACCUCACUAGGCCUUACCAUGAGCAACUCCUCCGACCCUCCGAUCAUUACAAGAUCCUCAAAUCCAACGUUGAUGCUCUCAACUUGAUCCAAGUGGGCCUCACUCUCUCCGAUUCUUCAGGUAACCUGCCGGUUCUCGGAACCGACGACACUCAGUUCAUCUGGCAAUUCAAUUUCUGCGACUUCGAUGUGGAGCGUGACGCUCACGCCCCUGAUUCCAUUGAGCUUUUGAGGAGGCAAGGGGUUGAUUUUGAGAAGAACAAGGAAAACGGGAUCGACUCGGCUCGAUUCGCUGAGUUGACCAUGUCCUCUGGACUCGUAUGCAACGACUCAGUGAGUUGGGUGACGUUCCACAGCGCGUAUGAUUUCGGGUACCUGGUUAAGAUCCUAACGCGACGAGACUUGCCCGAGGGCUUGGAUGAGUUUUCGAGAAUUCUGAGGGUGUUUUUCGGGAACAAAGUUUACGAUGUGAAGCACAUAACGAGAUUCUGCAAGAGCUUGUAUGGUGGGUUGGACCGGCUGGCUCAAACGUUAGAUGUGAACCGUGCGGUUGGGAAAUCUCACCAAGCCGGGUCCGAUUCUUUGCUGACUUGGCACACGUUUCAGAAAAUGAGGGACGUGUAUUUUGUGAACGAGGGACCGGAAAAGCAUGCUGGUGUAUUGUAUGGAUUGGAAGUAUUAUAAAAUUGAAAUUAGUUCUAAUUAAAUUAUAGUGUUAUCUAAAUAUAAAAAUUGCAAUUUGAUUAAUCAAGUUCUAACUUUUGCAAA